AUGGCAGUGGCCUGCUAUUCUGUGGCGUGGGUCUUGCUCGUGGCGCACAUGGAGUCUCCCGCUGUCCAGCUCAGUGACAGUCGGUCAGUGCGGUGCUUCCCCGUCAGGCUGCGAGAUUCAGGAGCGUGCUGCACCAUUGCAGAGGCAGGCGGCCAACGGUGUUCAGCGUUCAGCCAGAGGCAGACACUUAGCCCGCAGGGUUACGAUUCGGAACGAUGUGUUCAUAUCUAUACAUACUUAAUUUACUUACUUACACAUUACAUACAAAGCAUUGAGAAAGAGGAGAAGUACAGGCGGCACAAGCAGAAGCAGAAACGUAAGCAGAAAACCAAGCAGCCGGAGAAGGUGGAGAGUAAGCAGCUGACCAGCCUGAGGCAGUGCCUGGGACCUGGCUGUGUACAGGCGGCCCGGCAGAGCUCCAAGUACUGCUCCGACGAGUGUGGCAUCAAACUGGCUGCCAACCGCAUCUAUGAGAUCCUCCCCCAGCGGAUCCAACAGUGGCAGCAGAGCCCCUGCAUCGCCGAGGAACAUGGCAAGAAGCUCCUGGAGAAAAUCCGGCGUGAGCAGCAGCAGGCCCGCUGCAAACUACAGGAGAUGGAGCGCAAGUUCCACGAGCUGGAGACCAUCAUCGCCAAAGCCAAGCAGCAGUCCAUCAAAGAGGAUGAAGAGGUGAAUGAAGGUGACAGUGAAGAGGCCGAUUUCCAAAUUUUCUGUGUGUCAUGUGGUCAUCCAAUCAAUCCGAAAACUGCCAUGAAACACAUGGAACGCUGCUAUGCCAAGUACGAGAGUCAAACGUCAUUUGGAUCCAUGUACCCAACACGCAUCGAGGGGGCCACACGAUUAUUCUGCGAUGUUUACAACACCCAGAGCAAAACCUACUGCAAGAGGCUGCAGGUUCUAUGUCCAGAGCAUUCUCGAGACCCCAAGGUCUCAGCAGACGAGGUGUGCGGUUGUCCAAUAGUGAAGGAUGUCUUUGAGCUGACAGGUGAUUUCUGCCGAGCGGCCAAACGGAAGUGUAAUAAACAUUACUGCUGGGAGAAACUGCGGCGGGCCGAGGUCGACCUGGAGAGGGUGCGAGUGUGGUACAAACUGGACGAGCUGUUUGAGCAGGAAAGGAACGUGAGGAUAGCAAUGGCCAAUCGCGCUGGACUCCUGGCACUGAUGUUACAUCAAACCAUCCAACAUGACCCCGUAACCACUGACCUGCGAUCAAACAAGGAGCGAUGAAGGAAUCGGCGCCGCCUCUUCAGGAUUGUGAGGUUGGGGUGGGGGGGGGCGGGGUCCACACGGUGACCCUCCUCGAGCGAGCGAACGACCGCGCGCCCCUGGCCUGGGCCCUCGGCGACGAGGCAGCUUGUCAUCUCUCGAUGCGGGAUGUCGAUCCACCCAAAAGUAGGAGAGUAGUCCGAGCGUGACGACCUGUA
Messenger RNA from Carcharodon carcharias (great white shark), 1424 nucleotides. RefSeq names its product CXXC-type zinc finger protein 1-like. The transcript has 10 exons. The record is from RefSeq and is a predicted model, not a curated record. Gene Ontology annotation, cellular component: Set1C/COMPASS complex. NCBI's taxonomy places the organism in Eukaryota, Metazoa, Chordata, Chondrichthyes, Lamniformes, Lamnidae. Gene Ontology annotation, biological process: positive regulation of DNA-templated transcription. The coding region runs from base 1 to 1227 and encodes 408 amino acids.